AUGCCUGUCCGUCUCCCUCCAUCUCAGUCCUCAGCAGAAGAGCCCAUUGAGAUGGAGGACAAUGGCAUUUCGGGGAAUUCCUCGAGGCAGAGACUCCUCCAACCUCGAGCACGCGAUGCCCGUGGACGGCUCACCGGAUUGGCCUCUCACACCUUGGGCCUGAUUCUUCUGCUUGUCGUCGUCUUCCUAUGGACCAUGUCCAAUUUUCUCGGUAGUAGUAUAUUCGCUGACAACACUUAUGCCAAACCCUUCUUUCUGACUUAUCUCAAUACUUCGACCUUCAUGCUGGGCAUGAUUCCUACACUCCUCCAGAUCGCAUAUAGACGGCAUCGGAACCAUGGUGAUUUGUACGAUAUGAUUCGCACGAGCGUGUUGCAGACAGUCAAGAGAACAGGCUAUCGACGACUGUCGAUCAUUGACGGUACACAAGGUGAUGAAGACGGGCAGGACUUUGAGUCCGAGACAUUCAUUCAGAAACCCAGCAGGAAUGGUUCCAGCGCGGACAUCGGCCGUCCGGGGCAUGACGGUGUGGAAGAAGGGGAUAAACAUCUGGGAAUCAUGCCGACGGCCAGGCUGGCCUUUGCCUUUUGCAUCCUCUGGUUCAGCGCCAACUACUUUGCUAUGGCUUGUUUGAAGUACACCACGGUGGCAUCCACCACUAUUCUGACCUCAACCUCGAGUUUCUGGACGCUCUUCAUCGGCGCCUUGACAGGGACGGAGAAGUUCACCUGGCGGAAACUCUGUGGCGUCCUGGCAUCGUUUGCAGGGAUCAUGCUGAUCUCGAGCGUGGACUUUUCAGGCAACGCGGACGGUGCAUCUCCCGAUUCACCGCCAGCGGGGGAGAGAGCGAUCCUCAGACGCGAGGACACGUUCCCGGACAAGUCGCCCUCUGAACUCGCCCUGGGGGACGCCUUUGCAUUGUUGUCCGCCAUCAUCUACGGCGUCUACACCGUCACCCUGAAGAAGACGACGCUGAAGGCGCUGCCGCGAUCUCUCAAUAUGCCCCUUUUCUUCGGCCUGGUCGGCACGUGCAACUUGAUCCUCCUCUUCCCGCUUUUCCCCAUUUUGCAUUUCACGGGCCUCGAGCCCUUCGCCUUCCCUCCCUCCAGGAGAAUCUGGACGAUCCUGCUCAUCAACAGCUGCGCGAGUUUCUUUUCGGACCUCUGCUGGGCGUAUGCCAUGGUAUUGACCUCUCCACUUCUGGUGACGGUGGGGCUGAGCCUCACAAUCCCUCUUUCUCUGGUCGGCGAAAUGGUCCUCCAGGGCCAUUAUGAGGGCUGGGUAUACUGGGUCGGUGCGGGGGUUGUGGUCGGCAGCUUCUUGUUCAUUGACCAGCAGGAGAAGAAGGAGGAGGUCUCGCACGGCGGCUCUAGCCGUGGCAUCGAGGCCCUGCGCGAGGAAUACGACGAGAAUGAUGACGGUGCUGCCGCCACUUCUACUGCUGGUGGUGCUGGUGAGGUAUUCUCCAGCACGGCAGGAAACAGCUAUGGCGUUGAUGGGCACGGCUACGGGCAUAGACACGGGUCCUGA
Messenger RNA from Fonsecaea pedrosoi CBS 271.37, 1530 nucleotides. RefSeq lists its product as uncharacterized. The coding region runs from base 1 to 1530 and encodes 509 amino acids. The record is from RefSeq and is a predicted model, not a curated record. Gene Ontology annotation, biological process: regulation of peptide transport. Lineage: Eukaryota; Fungi; Ascomycota; Eurotiomycetes; Chaetothyriales; Herpotrichiellaceae. Gene Ontology annotation, cellular component: membrane. The transcript has 2 exons.